UAAUAAUACUUCAGUACUUAAUUAUCCCCCCUAUUUUCCUCAGUUGGUUUGUUCCUAAUGUUCUCAUCAUAUCAGGAAGUGAAGGGCGGUGGUUGAGAAAAAGAGCAGCAUCGGGCUAGCUGACAAGUCUCAGAUUGUUGUCAGGUAAGAAAAACAGUCAACAUGUCUAGCAAAAAAGCAAAGGGAAAGACCACGAAGAAGCGCCCUCAGCGCGCGACUUCCAAUGUCUUCGCCAUGUUUGACCAGUCUCAGAUCCAGGAGUUCAAAGAGGCUUUCAACAUGAUUGACCAGAACCGUGAUGGGUUUGUGGACAAAGAGGAUCUUCACGACAUGCUGGCCUCAUUGGGGAAAAAUCCAACAGAUGAGUACCUGGAGGCCAUGAUGAUGGAAGCUCCUGGACCCAUUAACUUCACCAUGUUCCUCACCAUGUUUGGAGAGAAACUCAAUGGCACAGACCCUGAGGAUGUGAUCAGAAAUGCGUUUGCUUGCUUUGAUGAGGAGGGAACAGGUUUCAUCCAGGAAGAUUACCUCAGAGAGCUGCUCACAACAAUGGGUGACCGGUUUACAGAUGAGGAGGUGGACGAGCUCUUCAGAGAGGCCCCCAUCGACAAGAAAAGCAACUUCAACUACGUGGAGUUCACACGCAUCCUAAAGCACGGUGCCAAGGACAAGGACGAUUAAAAGAGCCAUACCAGCAUAUCCCUCUCCACCCUCUUGGCCUCUUCGUCAGCUAGAUCACCGAGCUGCAUGUCUCAACUCUCCAGAAUAAACCCCAUUUUAAACAAACCAAAGCAAUAACUAAUCCACUCUUGUUGGUUGUGACCUUCCAGUAUUGCCAAAUGCACUCAUCUCUAAUGAGAAGAAAAAAAUUCUAAUGUUGUAAAAUGUUUUUCCUGUCAUAUAAAGAUGUGAAGUGGCAAUACCUUGGAAGCUCUAAGGGAUAAGUCUUUGCAAUUCACGCGAUCGGGUUUAGCUGAAUUUUUACAUUUUAUAAUAUAAACUUUUUAAAUAAAGCCCUCUAUCAAGUUGUACUUUGACUGUUUCUCUUCCAUAAAUGACAACUGAAAUACG
This is a messenger RNA of Epinephelus moara (kelp grouper), 1071 nucleotides long. RefSeq names its product myosin, light chain 12, genome duplicate 1 (gene myl12.1). Gene Ontology annotation, molecular function: calcium ion binding. The record is from RefSeq and is a predicted model, not a curated record. Gene Ontology annotation, cellular component: cytoplasm. The coding region runs from base 163 to 681 and encodes 172 amino acids. The transcript has 4 exons. NCBI's taxonomy places the organism in Eukaryota, Metazoa, Chordata, Actinopteri, Perciformes, Serranidae.